AUGCCUCCCGGGAUCCCAACUGCCCCCCAGGGAUCCCAGCUUCUUGCCCCAGGAUCUCAAGCACCCCCCAAGGAUCCCCAACUGCCCACCAGGGAUCCCAACUACCCCCAAGGUCCCAACUACCCGCAAGGGAUCCCAGCUACCUCCCAAGGAUCCCAACUACCCCCGGGAUCCCAGCACACUCCCAGGAUCCCAACUACUUACACUCCCAGGGAUCCCAACUGCACCAAGGAUCCCAACCCUCCCAGGAUCCCCAACUACUCCCAAGGAUCCCAACUUCUGCUCCCAAGGAUCCCAGCUACCCCUCCCAAGGAUCCCAGCAACUACCCCUCCCGGGAUCCCAACUACCUCCCAGGAUCCCAACUACCUCCCAAGGAUCCCCAGCUAACCCCAAGGAUCCCAAGCUACCCCCAGGAUCCCCCUUCCCCCAAGGAUCCCAACUACCUGGGAUCCCAGCUACCUCCCAAGGAUCCCCCAACUACCUCCCGGAUCCCCUUCACCUCCCAGGAUCCCAACUACCUCCCAAGGGAUCCCAGAUCCCAGCUGCCUCCCAAGGAUCCCACUUCACCUCCAAGGAUCCCAACUACCUCCCAAGGAUCACAACUUCACCUCCCAAGGAUCCCAACUAACCCCAAGGAUCCUGCCCCAAGGAUCCCAACUACCUCCCAAGGAUCCCAGCUUCACCCAGGUCACAGCCCACCUCCCAGGAUCCCAGCUACCUCCCAGGAUCCCAACCUAACCCCCAAGGAUCCCCAACUACCCCCAAAGGACCCAACUACCUCCCAAGGAUCCCAGCUACCUCCCAAGGGAUCCCCCAACUACCUCCCAGGAUCAAACUCCAUCUGGGAUCCCCAACUAACUAGGGAUCAACUGCCUCCCAGGAUCCCAACUAACCCCAGGAUCCCAACUACCCUGGAUCCCAACACCCCCCAAGGAUCCCCAACUACCCCCAAGGGAUCCCAGCACCACCCCCAGGAUCUGGCUACCCCCAGGAUCCCAACUGCCUCCAGGAUCCCAACUACCCCAAGGAUCCCAGCUACCUCCCAAGGAUCUCCAGCUACCCCCCAAGGGAUCCCAACUACCCCAAGGGAUCCCAACUGCCUCCCAGGAUCCCAACUGCCUCCCGGGAUCUCCUUCUGCCCCCCAAGGAUCCUGACACCCGCAAGGAUCACAACUACCCCAAGGAUCCCAACUGCUCUUUGGGAUCCCCAACUACCCCCAGGAUCCCCAACUACCCCCCAAGGAUCCCAACUGCCUCAAGGGAUCCCCUUUUGGGAUCCCAACUGCCUCCAGGGAUCCCAGCUACCUCCCGGGAUCCCCAGGAUCCUUCGGGAUCCGUUCUCCCAGGAUCUUUCUGUCCCAGGAUCUCAACUACCCCAAAGGAUCCCAGCUGCCCCCAGGGAUCCCAACUGCUUUGGGGAUCCCAGCUACUCCAGGGAUCCUACGAUGCUACUCAGGACAGCUUCCUCCCAGGAUCCCAGCUACCUCAGGGAUCUCUGUCCCAGGGAUCCCAACUACCUCCCAGGGAUCAGCUACUGA
Homarus americanus (American lobster) is the source of this 1539-nucleotide messenger RNA. Its product is annotated as basic salivary proline-rich protein 1-like. Bases 1 to 1539 code for a protein of 512 amino acids. The record is from RefSeq and is a predicted model, not a curated record. NCBI's taxonomy places the organism in Eukaryota, Metazoa, Arthropoda, Malacostraca, Decapoda, Nephropidae. The transcript is spliced from 2 exons.